Molecule: messenger RNA, 504 nt
Organism: Metarhizium brunneum ARSEF 3297
Lineage: Eukaryota; Fungi; Ascomycota; Sordariomycetes; Hypocreales; Clavicipitaceae
Product: NADP-dependent mannitol dehydrogenase
Cellular component (GO): intracellular anatomical structure
Molecular function (GO): oxidoreductase activity, acting on NAD(P)H, oxygen as acceptor
Source: RefSeq, a predicted model, not a curated record
AUGCCUCUCAAUGUUCCCGCCGCCCACCGUUUUCUUGACCUUCUUAGUCUAAAAGGCAAGGUAGUCGUUGUCACCGGCGCCUCUGGUCCUCAGGGUAUCGGUAUUGAGGCGGCCCGAGGCUGUGCAGAAAUGGGCGCCAAUAUCGCCAUGACUUACACGUCGCGAAAGGAAGAAGCCGAUGCCAACAUCGCCAACCUUGUAACCAACCACGACGUUGAAGCUAAAGUAUGCCGCUGCGAUAUAUCCGACUAUGCCAGUGUCGAGCAGCUUAUCCGUCAUGUCAUAUGGGACUUUGGCAAAGUUGACGCUUUCUUUGCAAAUGCCGGAGCUGUCCAUCACAGCACCAUGCUUGAUGCUUCCAAACAAGACUGGGACAGAAUCAUCAACCUUAACCUCAACGGCACGGCCUACUGUGCGCAAGUCAUUGGGCCCCACUUUCGAAAGCAGGGUCAUGGCUCCUUUGUGAUUAAUGCCAGCAUCGCCCAUCGAAUUUGGAAGCUAUAG